AUGGGGCUACAAUGGUUGAUUGCAAAGAUCAGUCCUGGACAUCAAGAUCUCGUGAAAGAACAACCGUUAAGUGAGAGUUCCACUCAAUUAAACGCCUCCUCAAGCACUUCAAAGCCGGGAAACGACGGAGAAAACGCAGAAGAGGGUUUAUUUGACGCUGAGAAGACACUCGAUGAACUGAUGGCUCAAGUGAAGAUCCAACUUGAUGACGACAAAUUGGAGAAUGGGGGAAAUGAGCAAGAUCAAGGGGUCUCUCGGCGUGGCUCCCUUGCUCGACGACAGUCAAAUCGAAAAUCUCUACGCACCACUUCUGCAAUCGAUGUCCUUCAUCAAAAUGGCGAUGCAGGGAAUGAGCCACAUGUGGUUAAGGCGAAGAAAACCCAAUCCAGUCGCGAGCCUGGUCUUCGAUCGAUGCUUUAUGGGCUCACUCAGAAACAGAAGAAAGAAGAGCAACAAGCAAGAAAACUGCUACGGAAGCAACUCGGUUGGUUAUUUUUGGAAAUGACUAAGAAAUGCGAAAAA
Molecule: messenger RNA, 522 nt
Organism: Mesorhabditis belari
Lineage: Eukaryota; Metazoa; Nematoda; Chromadorea; Rhabditida; Rhabditidae
Source: the annotation of a GenBank genome assembly